Theobroma umbraticum is the source of this 2630-nucleotide messenger RNA. Its product is annotated as protein NETWORKED 2A-like. NCBI's taxonomy places the organism in Eukaryota, Viridiplantae, Streptophyta, Magnoliopsida, Malvales, Malvaceae. Gene Ontology annotation, molecular function: actin binding. The record is from RefSeq and is a predicted model, not a curated record.
GAAAAAAAUGGGUAACUGAAUGAAACUGAAAAGAGAAAGAUGGCUUGCUUAUUAUAGGUAGCCAAGCUGGCAGAUCAAGGACACUGGCAUAGUGCCAGAUGGACAUCCUAUAAUUGAGCCUGUCAAAGGAUUCAGCACAUAAUCCGGGCGAGCUAUCCUCCCCUCCAUCUCUACCCCAUUUGGUGGAAAUUUCACCAAGCUAUGUUUCCCUCUACUCAUCAGCAUUGAUUCUUCAUGAUCAUGAAUGCAUCAACGUUAAUGGAUGGAAUCUCUUCUUCUUUUCCUUCCACUUAGAGGGAGAGACAGAUAGCAGCCAAAUAAAUAAUGUUGCAGAGAGCAGCAAGCAAUGCAUAUUCAUGGUGGUGGGCAAGCCACAUCAGGACAAAGCAGUCAAAAUGGCUGGAACAGAACCUUCAAGAUAUGGAGGAGAAGGUGAGUAGCAUGCUCACAAUCAUUGACGACGAUGGAGACUCCUUUGCACAGAGGGCAGAAAUGUAUUACAGGAGGAGACCAGAACUUGUAAACAUCGUGGAAGAAUCUUAUCGAGCAUACCGAGCUUUAGCUGAAAGAUAUGAUCACUUAUCAAAAGACCUGCAAAGUGCCAACCGCACUAUUGCCUCUGUCUUCCCUGAACAAGUUCCAUUUGCCAUGGAUGAAGAAGAUGAAGAAAAUGUUAGCCAAACAUCAACUUCUUCCCCUUGUGCUGACAAACCAAGUAUCCCAAAACCAAGCGUUCCAAAAGCUCCAUUUCUGAAGAAAGAUUUCAGGAGCCAGUCUGUCUUGUUGUUGCGAAAGGGACAACUCAAGAGAGCUUCUAGCUCAGCUAAAGCUGCUGCAUUUCCAAGUUCAGGGCUGAGCAAAAAUGAGGCACUAGAUGAAAUAGACAAUCUUCAGAAGGAAAUUUUAGAAUUGCAAACUGAAAGGGAGUUUGUGAAAAGCUCGUAUGAACACGGAUAUAAAAAAUUCUGUGAAAUUGAACACCAGAUAACUGAAAAGCAAAAGAGAGUUUGCAAUUUACAGGAUGAGUUUGGCAUUGGCUCCGUUAUUGAUGAUAAUGAAGCUAGGGCUCUGAUGGCAGCUAGAGCUCUCAAGUCAUGCCAAGAGACCUUGGCUAAGUUGAAAGAAAAACAUGAGCAGUCAACUGAAGAGGCAAGAGUAGAAUCCCGAAGGAUUAAGAAGGCAAAUCAGAAGUUUGAAGCUCUCAGGAAUAAAUUUAACUCCCCACAAACAAAUCAGCAAGAGAAGCAUAAGUGCGUGAGUCCAACUACGGAGUUUGAUAACAUGGUCUACGAUAUUGAAAGUGAGGAAAAAGAGAGACAAGAUUUGGAAGCAUUGCGAAAGGAGAUCGAAGAGCAGCUUGAAGUAAGCUCAAAUGGCUCUUUCACAGUUUCACAGCUUGCGGAGAAAAUUGAUGACCUUGUGCAGAGAGUUGUUAAUUUGGAAACUGCAGUCUUUUCUGAAAAUGCUUUGGUAAUGAGAUUAAGAUCAGAAACAGAUGAGCUCCAGUUCCACGUUAAGAGCCUGGAAGAAGACAAGGAAGCUCUGAUUGAAGAGAAGAAAAACCGAGACGGUUUCUUCGAAUUGGCAUUGCAGAUAAGGGAACUGAAGAAUGCUGUGGCCUCCAGAGAUGGAGAGAUUCAAUCUUUGCGUCAAAAAAUGAGCUUUCCAGAUCAAAACAAGGAUGGGAACUUUGUAGAACUUGAAGGACCCCGUCUAAGCGCAAGCCAAGAAUCUACAGUGACCGAAUCUAUUCAGGCAUGGCCAGUAGUCGUAGGUCAGGGGAAAGUUGAAUCCGAGGAAAAAGUAGUCGAAGCAACUGCACAUGGAAGAUUCGAAGAAUCUCCCAAGACAAUGGGAGAAAUUCUUAUGCAGGUAAAACCUGUAAGCCAACCCCGUCAUGUUUUAACCGUAGAAGAAAAAAUCCGAUCAGAUAUUGAUGACUUGCUGGAGGAAAAUCUAGAGUUCUGGUUGAGGUUCAGCACAUCUUUUCAUCAGAUUCAAAAAUACCAAACUUCAGUCCAGGACUUGAAAGCAGAGUUAUCAACACUGAGAGGAAAAAUGAAGCAAGAAGGAAGUGGAAAGCAGCAUCAAUCUCUCAAAUCCGAAGCACGCCCCAUUUAUUCUCACUUGAGAGAAGUAAAAACUGAAUUAACAUUAUGGUUGGAAAACAAUGCAGUUUUGAAGGACGAAGUGCAAGGCAGAUAUUCCUCCUUGUGCAACAUCCAAGAAGAGAUUGCAAGAGUGACCAAUGCUAGUGGCCAUGCAGGAGAGACUGAACUCAGUGGAUAUCAGGCUGCAAAGUUUCAAGGUGAGGUUCUCAACAUGAAACAGGAAAACAACAAGGUUGCUGAUGAAUUGAAAGCAGGCUUUGAUCGUGUGAGACAACUCAAGCUUGAAGUUGAGAAAGUAAUGGCGAAUUUGGAAAGGGAACUUGGGGUGUCAGCAUCAACAGCUCAAAAUCCCGUGUCGAGAACUGGGAAGCCUAGAAUUCCUUUGCGUUCUUUCUUAUUUGGAAUCAAGCUAAAGAACAAGAGGCAGCUAAAGGGUUCAUCAAUGUUUGCAUGCGGGCAUCCAACAUUGCAGAAACAGCUCAGUUUCCUAUCAGAACCUACUGAGCCCUCACGAUGAAC